Messenger RNA from Syzygium oleosum, 1337 nucleotides. Its product is annotated as CASP-like protein 4A4. The transcript has 3 exons. The record is from RefSeq and is a predicted model, not a curated record. The coding region runs from base 634 to 1197 and encodes 187 amino acids. Lineage: Eukaryota; Viridiplantae; Streptophyta; Magnoliopsida; Myrtales; Myrtaceae.
UUUGGCGUGUGAUGCACUUCAAAGUUUCGUGCUCAUUAUGAUGACAUUUAAUUAAUCCCAAAUUGAACACAUUCUAGUAUCAGAUGAGUCAGCUGACAGAUGGUCACGCCCUCCUUUUGUUACUUGCUUAUUGAUUGCUAACAGCAAGUGUGCUGUUCUUUUAUUAGUACUGUAAUAAAAAAGCAUGACUAGUCAAUAAAAAAUAGUUGACGUAAAGCAUGUUUCCUUGGGUGUCACCUGCCUCAUCUUCCUGUAAUUGGUGGACGUAAAAGAUCUAUUAUCUCCUCCACAGCAUGCACAGAUGAAACAAGACUUUAACCAAAAUUGACUGACAACAUCGGGUGUCCGAAAGAACCAAUUUUUUCUCAGAAGACGCGGAGAGAUUUUUGCAUGUGACAGAUAUUAAUGGAGCUUGGACUUCUGAAGGUGCUUUCUUCGAAAUUCUAAGGAAAUUCUUAGCUAUUACACUGAGAUAAGGACACACUGAUGCUAAUUUGAACCUCAUAUUAAGUCAACCCUAUGGUCCAGAGGGCCCCACCCUCAACAUCUCGGUUGAAGUUUGAGGAACCUUCAUUUCAAGAAAGGAGCAGUUGAAAGGAAUCAAUCCAUCAAGAGCUCUCUUCGAAGGAUGACAUGGUGAUUGCUUCUCCAACAAUGGACGGCACAUCUCCCGCUACUUUCGCCCAGCACCUCCCGACGCCUUCACCGUUCUCGUUCGAGGUCGCCUCUAACCGGUGGAGUGCGGCGCCGUCGAUCCAACUCUCUAGUCUCUUCCUCCGGUUCAUGGCGCUAAUUCUGUCCUUCAUCUCAGCUCUCGCGCUGACAACCCCGCCAAAGAAGAGAGGUCAAUCUGCAUCCAGCUUCAGUCAGCACCCUGAAUUGAUGUAUUGCUUCAUUGUAACCGUUGUGGCUUUCGUCUACUCAGCUUUUCAGCUUUUCAAAGGUGUCUGUGAUAUUUCCUAUAGAGGGAUUCUAAUCUCAGACAGGUUCUCGGACUACCUUAGCUUCAUCCUUGAUCAGUUGGUGGCUUACCUUCUCAUUUCGAGUUCUUCAGUGGGGAUACAAGCAAUUCAACAGCCAAAAAGGGCGACACCCCUCUGGACGCCAUCUGUAAUAUCCAUUAGCAUGUCUUUUGCAGUCUUCCUGGUCUGUGCUCUAUUGUCAGGUUACAAGCUUUGUAAGAGAAUUAUUUGGUGAUGCUUUUUGGUAUGUGCAUGCGUGUUGCGUUUGAUGGAACAGAAUAGUAUGCUCGUGGAUGAAUUGAGGUCUGACCUCUUGAAGCAACUCUUUUUUUGGUAGACAAUUCAUUAUAAAGGCAUCUACAACGCUCUAAGCAA